AUGGGCGCCGGCGCAAGCACUCCAGUAUCACCCCCUCCCUCCACCCCAGCGGCUACCUGCCCCGUUGAUCACAAAACCCGUGAGGCAUGGCUGCAGCAACAUAAACCCGGCGAGGCUCCUCAUCCUGUCGCUUCCAAUGAUGGGGUGCCGACAACGAUGAAGCAACACCGCCCGCUCUCCACAGAUCGCGAAGUAAGCAGUAUACCAAGAGCGGUUGCCUCCGAUUCAGAUGCACCCCCAUCCGAGUGUCCCGCCGCACCGUCCUCCCCAUAUGCAUCACCGACUGCAUCGCACGGUACGCCUUCUAACGCAGAAACUGAAACGGGGCAUGACAAAUCGACGGGGAACUGGAUUUAUCCUUCUGAACGGCAAUUCUUCGAGGCGCUAAUGCGUAAGGGUAAUACCCCGAAUUCAGUCAGCUCGGCGUCAGAAUUAGCGACUACGGUAGCAUCGAUAAUCCCAAUCCAUAACGCUGUGAAUGAGCGCGCAUGGCAGCAAAUCCUGGAAUGGGAACAGAAAGCGCCGUUAUCGGACCCUGGAAGCAAAAAGUGCGGCGGGCCGAAGCUGUACUCGUUUCGCGGACUAGGCUCCGAGCCGGAAUUUUUGAGCCCUAGGGCGCGCAUGAACAGCUUGAUGGGAUACCAGUUACCUUUUGAUCGACACGACUGGGUUGUGGAACGAUGUGACGGGCAGCGGAUUGAAUAUGUCAUCGAUUUUUACCAAGGAAAGUCAACAGGAGGGAGCAGCCGGGGUGGCCUGGCCGCAAACGCCGGGCCAGGCAAGCUCAGCUUUUACCUUGACGUGCGGCCGAAAUUGAAUUCUUGGGAAGGCUGUAUGAUGAGAUUCAGGCGAUUCUCGGGUCUUUAA
Molecule: messenger RNA, 867 nt
Organism: Aspergillus nidulans FGSC A4
Lineage: Eukaryota; Fungi; Ascomycota; Eurotiomycetes; Eurotiales; Aspergillaceae
Product: cytochrome c1 heme lyase CYT2
Exons: 1
Coding region: 1-867 (288 amino acids)
Cellular component (GO): mitochondrion; mitochondrial inner membrane
Molecular function (GO): holocytochrome-c synthase activity
Source: RefSeq, a predicted model, not a curated record